This is a messenger RNA of Leptopilina boulardi, 1637 nucleotides long. RefSeq names its product GATA zinc finger domain-containing protein 24-like. The record is from RefSeq and is a predicted model, not a curated record. Bases 212 to 1108 code for a protein of 298 amino acids. Lineage: Eukaryota; Metazoa; Arthropoda; Insecta; Hymenoptera; Figitidae. The transcript is spliced from 3 exons.
AAUAAACGAUUAACUGUCAAUUUUCAUUCAUUUCCGUUUCCGGCUUCAAAUGUGAUACAGACUUUGCUUAUUUCUUCAUUUCAAAUUUAUUUUGAUUUCAUUCAAUUAUUGUUUAAUUAAAAACGUGAAUAAUACACGUUAAUCAAUAGGUUUUUUUAAACUUAAAAUAUUAGAAAAUUGAAGUUUAAAAUUUCCAUUAAAAACAAUAACAAUGUCACUAAACGAUGACUAUCAAUUGUCACCUAUAUUAUUUGAGAACAACAAUAAUAUACAAUCAGAUAAAGAAUUGUCCUUUCCAAGUUCAUCAAUUUCGUCAGUUGGCGUUUUAUCGAAAACAACAACGAUUGAUAGUUGUUCACUCAGUAUAUCGUCAAAUAAUCGAAAAUACGCUGGAGCAACACCAAAAAAAUUCAUGACAAAAAAUAGUUUAGAAAUUUUACGUAUUAAAUCGAAUAAUAAUGUUGUCUCACAAAUUAAUGAACAUGACAAUAAUUCAAUUGUCUCAUCAUUUAAUGAUCAAAGAUUCGCUGGAAUAACACCAAAAAAAUUUGAAGCACAAAAUAGUCUAGAAUAUUUAAGCAAUAAAUCCAUUAACGAUGAAUCACAAAUUAAUGAAAAUGAAUCAAAUGAUGCAAUAAAUGUUUUAAAGAGUUUAAUUGAUGAGAAUAUUAUUUCAUUGCAAAAAGAACGUGUAAAUAAUGAUAGUCAAGAGACAAUUUUUUUUCAAGAAAACAACAACAACAAGAAUACUAACGACGUUGAAAAUAAAAUUUGUGACGACAAUAUAAAAGAGAAUAGUUGCAAAACAAUUGAUUCCUAUCAUCAUGAUUCGGAUAUUGAUAUGUUUGAAGAUUUUAAUUCACCUGAAAUUAAUUAUACAAUAACACAUGAAUCUAACAAUGGAAUAAUACCAUUAAAUUUAUCACGUCCAUUAUAUUUAGCUAAUUAUUCCAAUGAAUUUGUUGAGGAUAAAUCUUGCUUUGCUCCAAAAGAAAAUUUUAUUGAAAAUACAAAUACUUUGAAAAUGGAACUUUACGAUGCUUCAAUUGAUGAAAUUCUUUAUGCAGUGGAAGAAGUUAUUGAAUUUUUAGAAAUGUCCGAUGAAUAAUUAUUUAAAUUAUAAUAUUUGAUUUCAGUUUUUUUUUUUCUAUUUUAUUAUAUUUAAGUCACGAGAUUUUCCAUAUUAAAAAAAAAAGAAAGUGGAAAUCAACGUUUUAUGUAAUUGAAGGAAAUAUUUAUUUUUAAAGAAAAAAAAAAAUUACUCUUAUUUCUAUUUGUUUUUUCCAAAAAAUACUUUUGCAAAUGGAAAUCUCGUUUGAAAGACUGAAAAUUUUUUUUUGUUUGUGCUCAAGAAAAAAAAAAAGAGAAAACAUUGUGAUAUCUAGCUUAGAAUUCUAGAUAUAUUUGUAGAAAUAUACGAUAAUUUAUAUUUUUUUUUAUUAUUUGUUUCUAUUAUUUUUCUCUUGUAUAUCAUCUCUUUAUUCGUUUAUAUAUAUAUAUAUAUAAAUUUUUUUUUUCGCAGUUCAUUAUUCAAAACUUUGUAAAUUAUUUUGUUUUGAAAGUUGUUAUUUGAAUUGUAUAAUUCGAAAAAAAGAAUUAAUAACUAAAUUAAAAAUAAAUGCAUUUAUAUUACUUUA